Molecule: messenger RNA, 1205 nt
Organism: Carassius carassius (crucian carp)
Lineage: Eukaryota; Metazoa; Chordata; Actinopteri; Cypriniformes; Cyprinidae
Product: protein lin-7 homolog C-like
Exons: 6
Coding region: 123-800 (225 amino acids)
Biological process (GO): neurotransmitter secretion; protein localization to basolateral plasma membrane; maintenance of epithelial cell apical/basal polarity
Cellular component (GO): cell-cell junction; MPP7-DLG1-LIN7 complex; synapse
Molecular function (GO): L27 domain binding
Source: RefSeq, a predicted model, not a curated record
CUCUUAGCAUUGGCCACAGCGCUUAAGCUCAGCUAGCUAAUAACAACAAACCCAACAAACACAGCAGCCGAGACUUGAGACUGGACCUGUCGCCAAACGCUAACUCUGUAUCCAGGGCUAAAAUGGCCUCUCUAGGAGAAUCUGUUCGUCUGGAAAGAGAUAUUUCUCGUGCCAUUGAGCUGCUGGACAAACUCCAGAGGACAGGGGAAGUGCCUCCCCAGAAGCUGCAGGCACUGCAGAGGGUUUUGCAGAGUGAGUUCUGUAAUGCCGUUCGCGAGGUAUAUGAGCAUGUGUAUGAGACCGUGGACAUAAAUAGCAGCCCAGAAGUGAGGGCGAAUGCAACAGCAAAGGCUACAGUGGCUGCAUUUGCAGCCAGCGAGGGUCAUUCUCACCCACGUGUGGUGGAGCUCCCUAAAACAGAGGAAGGACUGGGGUUCAACAUCAUGGGUGGGAAGGAACAAAACUCGCCCAUCUACAUCUCCCGCAUCAUUCCUGGAGGCAUCGCAGAUCGGCACGGUGGCCUGAAGAGAGGAGACCAGCUGCUGUCCGUUAAUGGAGUGAGUGUAGAAGGAGAGCACCAUGAGAAAGCUGUGGAGCUGCUGAAGGCCGCUCAGGGUACAGUGAAGCUGGUGGUACGGUACACCCCUAAGGUCCUGGAAGAGAUGGAGUCGCGCUUUGAGAAGCUGAGGUCUGCCAAACGCCGACAACAGAACAACUUCCCCCAGUGCUCAGGUUGGCUCUGGCAACAAUAUCAUGAAUUAGAAAGCAUCAUGAAUCACAAGAGCAAUAAUGAGACAUGAUCCGUUCAUCAUCAUCUCAGACAGGUUACUCACUCCCCAUUCAUACUUGGAUUUGUCCACGGGGGUGGCUGACUAAAUAUUUUUUAUAACCUUUUUCUUUUGAUAUUUAACCCCUUUUGAUAAAGUGAUUUUUUUUUCAAGAAAGCUUUGUAUUGAUUUACCUUGACCACAUUUUCCCUGUAAUUCAGGUAACAAGACCAAAUUUGCAUCCAUUCUGGGAGCUGUUUCAGUGUCUGGUCAGCUAGUUUGGAUUGUUUUUUUGUUUUUUAAAGAAACUGUUAGUUUAUUGUAUUUGUUUGACAUUUCUGUCCUGCUGUAUUGUUACAUUAAUGGGGAUGUAUAAAGACUGAUCAAAAAGUGAUUUGUUUUGAGGAUACAGAGUUUAAAUAUACUGUGGGUAUAAAU